AUGAACCCAGCCAAAAACCCAGGCCAUCACAAUGGGCUUUCUGCUCAAAAUGACCUCCAAGAGGAUAAUGAGGAAUCACCAAUCAGAGUCAUCUCUGCAAAUGGGGACUUGAUUCUCGAGUACAUCGCUCCCGGUGACUCUUCAUCGUCACCAACCAGGCGCAAAUGGCGUGUGGCAAGCGAGCGUCUUACCUCCCACAGUCCAUAUUUCCAAGCAUUACUGGACCCGACCAAGUUUUCCGAGGGAAGACAAUUCAGUGCCCAAAAGCAAGCCUGGAAUGAAACCCAAAUAUCAGACUCAGCCCCACAGCAUGCGCUACCAACAGUCAGGCUUCCCGGCGUGCAAUCUACCAGCAUGUGCGGAGAUGAUGCUAUCGAGUUAUUUUUGAAGAUUCUAUGCCUUGAUUCUUUCGAACAAACUGAAAGAGUCCUGUUUGAAAAUGAGUUGAAGACCCAGUCUACAUCGCUUGUUGCGAGAAUGAUCGACCUUGCCGAUUCAUUGAAUUCUCCUCGUGUUGUCGAAGAUAUUCUGCAUAGAAUUGGAUAUUUAUAUGGCAAGACAAAGCCUGCGCUUCUUGCCAGGUUUAAUGCAGCUUCGUUGUCAAUGAAGGAAGAUCGGAUUCGACAGAUCAUCUUUAUAUCGUCCUUCCUCAAUGAUUCAAGACUCACUAGAAUCAUGACCCAUGUCUUGCUAGUUUUGGGCUCCAGAUUCUGGAUAAAUGGGCUAGAUAGCCCCGAGGAAGAGACUUUGCGCUGGAGAUAUCUACCACAUGGUUUAGAAGAGGAAAUAUACUCUCGACGUCAAUAUGUUUUGAACACCAUCACCGACCUACAAGCUCAUUUUCUUCGAGUCUAUGGAGGGCUGGAGGAAACCGAUAGUACAAAGCCCGCAGCAAGCAGAACAUUGGGCGCGGCCUUUACCGCAUCUGCACAUUCGCUUCUUCAAUCCCGUCACUUCCAAUGUCGAGGCGGAUUCAACAACGCCAGCCAAUGCGACCUCUUCCAACUGGGCCAAAUGGUCCGAUUUUUCUCAAUGCGCGCCAAAACGAUCUUUCUAGGAUCAACAUUGAUAGACCCGGAUUUCGACUCAGCUCCCAACGAUGACGAUCACACAGCUGCUAUCAUCGCCUCUAUCAAACAGUAUCCUGACUAUGCAAUUGACGAAGCCCACACCGGCUGUGGUGUGCGACGUCGAAUUAUGCCUGCUUUAGAGUGCAUUGAGAAAUUCGUCUGGGAUGACCGUGGUCUCCUUGGCAUCACCCCCGCAGUCUCGGAUACCGCUGUUCCAGACCUACAUCGACCCUCGAAAUGGACGCGGUGGGCAGACUUUGUGCAGAAGAGUCACGCGGUCGAUAUUUCUUUUGCGAGAGUCACGGCCGUGUACUACCCUUCAGCACCGUCGAAAAAUCAAGUCACCCGUUCCACGCCACAAGAAGAACUGGCACGGCUGUUGUUUACUGCUAAACGGAGGGAUUGGAGUGCAGCAGGCUCUGGCUGA
Molecule: messenger RNA, 1497 nt
Organism: Penicillium concentricum
Lineage: Eukaryota; Fungi; Ascomycota; Eurotiomycetes; Eurotiales; Aspergillaceae
Exons: 3
Coding region: 1-1497 (498 amino acids)
Source: RefSeq, a predicted model, not a curated record